AUGGCUCAAGUGUUGCUGGGCUGCGAGGCCGUGGCUGACGAGGACAUGCGCGAAAGCACCGAAAUCCUCAAGAUGGAGGUUGAAAUUCAAGUCGGUGACGAUCAUCGCCCGACGCUCGAAUCUCUUCAGCGAGUGGUCGAAACUAUCCAUGCGAUGCUCGUGAGCCAGUAA
Aphanomyces astaci is the source of this 171-nucleotide messenger RNA. RefSeq lists its product as hypothetical. NCBI's taxonomy places the organism in Eukaryota, Oomycota, Saprolegniomycetes, Saprolegniales, Verrucalvaceae. The transcript has 2 exons. The coding region runs from base 1 to 171 and encodes 56 amino acids. The record is from RefSeq and is a predicted model, not a curated record.